AUGUUCGGUAGUCUCGUGCAGAAGCUGCAAUCGCUGAGCCCUCUGGCCAGCCCCACCACCUCCCCCUCCACCAGCCCCAAGCUCCGCAGAAAACUGGGCUUCGGGAAGUCUCGGAAGAGGAAGGACUCCGGGUUCUCGCGGGAGGACCUGCGGGAGGUGCAGAGUGAGCCGGAGCUCGAGUAUGACGCCCCCAGCAGGGGUCGUCGCAAGACUAGCGCCCCGCCUCACACCGCCGCUGCCAGGAAGGGCAUCGGACGGGGUAGGGCGCCCGUGGACGAGCCCUACCCCGCCCACCAGGACCUGGAAAACAUUUACGACGUGCCCGCCAGGCUGAGGAGGAAGGUGGACACGCCCACGCCCGCAGCCCGCCGCCUGGAGGGCUCCCGCACCGUAGGCAGGAUGGAGGGACUCAAGCAGGUGAGUCACGUGACUCCUCUCUUCUUGUGGACCGCUGUAGCCAGAAAUAAUUUAGACCACUGCAGCGAGAGCUUCAUAUUCGUCGACCGUUACAGUGAGAGCUUCAUAUUCGUCGACCGUUACAGUGAGAGCUUCAUAUUCGUCGACCGCUACAGUGAGAGCUUCAUAUUCGUCGACCGCUACAGUGAGAGCUUCAUAUUCGUCGACCGCUACAGUGAGAGCUUCAUAUUCGUCGACCGUUACAGUGAGAGCUUCAUAUUCGUCGACCGCUACAGUGAGAGCUUCAUAUUCGUCGACCGCUACAGUGAGAGCUUCAUAUUCGUCGACCGCUACAGUGAGAGCUUCAUAUUCGUCGACCGCUACAGUGAGAGCUUCAUAUUCGUCGACCGCUACAGUGAGAGCUUCAUAUUCGUCGACCGUUACAGUGAGAGCUUCAUAUUCGUCGACCGUUACAGUGAGAGCUUCAUAUUCGUCGACCGUUACAGUGAGAGCUUCAUAUUCGUCGACCGUUACAGUGAGAGCUUCAUAUUCGUCGACCGUUACAGUGAGAGCUUCAUAUUCGUCGACCGUUACAGUGAGAGCUUCAUAUUCGUCGACCGUUACAGUGAGAGCUGCGCGUACAUUGACCGUUGUGGUCGGAGCUUCUUAAGCACCGUGACCAUUGACCACAACGCCCAGAGCACCGUGACCAUUGACCACAACGCCCAGAGCACCGUGACCAUUGACCACAACGCCCAGUGCUCCGUGACCAUUGACCACAACGCCCAGAGCACCGUGACCAUUGACCACAACGCCCAGAGCACCGUGACCAUUGACCACAACGCCCAGAGCACCAGCACCGUGACCAUUGACCACAACGCCCAGAGCACCGUGACCAUUGACCACAACGCCCAGAGCACCGUGACCAUUGACCACAACGCCCAGAGCACCGUGACCAUUGACCACAACGCCCAGAGCACCGUGACCAUUGACCACAACGCCCAGAGCACCGUGACCAUUGACCACAACGCCCAGAGCACCGUGACCAUUGACCACAACGCCCAGAGCACCGUGACCAUUGACCACAACGCCCAGAGCACCGUGACCAUUGACCACAACGCCCAGAGCACCGUGACCAUUGACCACAACGCCCAGAGCACCGUGACCAUUGACCACAACGCCCAGAGCACCGUGACCAUUGACCACAACGCCCAGAGCACCGUGACCAUUGACCACAACGCCCAGAGCACCGUGACCAUUGACCACAACGCCCAGAGCACCGUGACCAUUGACCACAACGCCCAGAGCACCGUGACCAUUGACCACAACGCCCAGAGCACCGUGACCAUUGACCACAACGCCCAGAGCACCGUGACCAUUGACCACAACGCCCAGAGCACCGUGACCAUUGACCACAACGCCCAGAGCACCGUGACCAUUGACCACAACGCCCAGAGCACCGUGACCAUUGACCACAACGCCCAGAGCACCGUGACCAUUGACCACAACGCCCAGAGCACCGUGACCAUUGACCACAACGCCCAGAGCACCGUGACCAUUGACCACAACGCCCAGAGCACCGUGACCAUUGACCACAACGCCCAGAGCACCGUGACCAUUGACCACAACGCCCAGAGCACCGUGACCAUUGACCACAACGCCCAGAGCACCGUGACCAUUGACCACAACGCCCAGAGCACCGUGACCAUUGACCACAACGCCCAGAGCACCGUGACCAUUGACCACAACGCCCAGAGCACCGUGACCAUUGACCACAACGCCCAGAGCACCGUGACCAUUGACCACAACGCCCAGAGCACCGUGACCAUUGACCACAACGCCCCAGAGCACCGUGACCAUUGA
Molecule: messenger RNA, 2259 nt
Organism: Procambarus clarkii (red swamp crayfish)
Lineage: Eukaryota; Metazoa; Arthropoda; Malacostraca; Decapoda; Cambaridae
Source: RefSeq, a predicted model, not a curated record